Molecule: messenger RNA, 423 nt
Organism: Spirodela intermedia
Lineage: Eukaryota; Viridiplantae; Streptophyta; Magnoliopsida; Alismatales; Araceae
Source: the annotation of a GenBank genome assembly
AUGGAGGCGGCCGCGGCCGCGGGGGAUGUCAUCAUUGCCGCCCUUCCGAUCAACGACGAUGGAGGCGGGCAGGAGGCCAGCGGCGGCGAGCUGGAAGUCGCGUUGCAAGUAGGAUCAGAGUCACUCGACAUACUGAAAUCUCUGCUCAUCUUAAUUACUUCGGAUGCAGUCCCCUGGUGCCUGUUCAUCGCGUACAUGACUCUCUACGCCUUGGCUCUUCUGGUGUGGAUCCUCUGCCAUCCGUCGUCGGCAGCGCCGAGAUUAUUAGCCCAACGCCGGCACCAGGGGAAGCUGCUGGCCGCCGCCUACGUCCUCAGAGUCCUCGUGCAAGUUUUGUGGGGCCUCACCGCGCGGCAGGAUUUCAGCGUAGCCGUCCUCGCGGGGUUGCAGUUGUUCAGGACGACGAUACGGCCACAAGCUUGA